AUGACACCGGCACUAGUGGAUGACGGCCAGCCUGCCUGGAAUAGGUUGAUUCGCUUCGAAGACAUCAACGGCAAAGAGAGAUAUGGCGAGCCCGUAGACGAUGACCUCGAUGUUGGAAUCGCUUUACACCGUGGCGAAGAUGUAUAUGCCAGGAUUGUUCGAACCGAGUCAGCCCUGGACCUAUCAGCCGUCCUCUCGGCAGACAUCGUUCAAGUCAAAAAGGCGGAAAUGAAGUUGUCAAUCCCUGAAACCCCCACAAUGUUCCUCAAGGCAACGGAAACCAUCAACCACCCUUCAGGCCACAUCAUUGCUCCCCACUGCGCAGACCUGCACGACUGCCACCUGGACUACGAGGUGGAACUCGCCGUUGUCAUCGGCAAGACGUGCAAAGAUGUCUCCGAGCAUCAGGCCAUGGAGCAUGUUCUGGGCUACAUGACCGCCAACGAUGUCACCGCACGGACACACCAGAACGAAGUCUCACAGUGGGAUCGCGGCAAGGGCUUCGAUGGGUUUGCUCCAAUCGGACCGGCGCUAGUCUCGUCCAAGAUUAUUCCUGACCCGUCGGUUCUGAAGCUGCAGACUAUCCUCAACGGCGAGGUCAUGCAGCAGGGCGAGGCGAGCGACAUGAUCUUCACGGUACCAAAGAUUGUCUCAUUUCUUUCCCAGGGCUGCACGUUGCAAAAGGGGACUAUCAUCUUGACGGGAACCCCUUGCGGCAUUGGCGUCAGCCGGAACCCACCCGUUCGGCUUGUUGAAGGGGAUGAGCUAUUCGUGACUAUCAGCCAUGGCCUUGGCUCGCUGACCAAUCCGAUUGCGUUUAAACCGUCUACGCAUUUGGAGUCUAAACACGCACAGCUUAUUGAUGCGAAGAUGUAA
Messenger RNA from Trichoderma gamsii, 876 nucleotides. Its product is annotated as fumarylacetoacetate hydrolase. The transcript has 5 exons. Bases 1 to 876 code for a protein of 291 amino acids. Lineage: Eukaryota; Fungi; Ascomycota; Sordariomycetes; Hypocreales; Hypocreaceae. The record is from RefSeq and is a predicted model, not a curated record. Gene Ontology annotation, molecular function: acetylpyruvate hydrolase activity.